Messenger RNA from Symbiodinium sp. CCMP2456, 151 nucleotides. The record is from the annotation of a GenBank genome assembly. Lineage: Eukaryota; Dinophyceae; Suessiales; Symbiodiniaceae.
GUCGUGGCAGCGGAGGCUGAAACGGGCCUGGCGCAGGUACUGCCAAGAGAUUCCAGAGUCGGAGCAGAGCCUCAUGGAUUUCCUUGGCCCGCUCCAGGUCGAAGCGGACCACUCCUCACAUUCCAACCUGCAGAUGCCGGGCGCAGAGAAG